Fraxinus pennsylvanica is the source of this 1404-nucleotide messenger RNA. NCBI's taxonomy places the organism in Eukaryota, Viridiplantae, Streptophyta, Magnoliopsida, Lamiales, Oleaceae. The record is from the annotation of a GenBank genome assembly.
AUGAAUUUCUCAACAGUUAACAAUUUCACGGCAAUUUUCCUUUGCAUUUUGCUCUCCUCACUGUCAAAUCCAGUUCGUUCGCUGUGCAAAAAACCACCAAUCAUAUUCAAUUUCGGCGAUUCCAACUCGGACACUGGCGGACUCGUUGGCGGACUCGGUAUACCCAUUAAAUUUCCGAAUGGACGCGCUUUCUUCGGCAGAUCAUCGGGUCGACUGUGUGACGGCCGUCUCAUUAUUGAUUUUCUCUGUCAAAGCAUAAACACGAGUUUUCUGAACGCAUAUUUGGACUCGUUAGGGUCCACUUUCUCAAAUGGGGCAAACUUUGCCGUCGCGGGUUCUGCUACACUGCCUAAAUAUGUAGCUUUUUCAUUGAACAUUCAGGUGUUGCAGUUUCUUCAUUUCAAGACUCGAUCAGCUGAACUUGUCGCUGCAGGGUUCAGGCUUUCGAUUGGUGAUGCAAGCUUCAAUGAUGCUCUUUACAUGAUUGAUAUUGGACAAAAUGACCUCGCUGAUUCAUUUGCUAAGAAUCUAUCGUACGUACAAGUGGUCAAGAAGAUUCCCAUCAUAUUGCAAGAAAUCAAGAUUGCUAUUAAGGAAUUAUAUAAUCAAGGAGGCAAGAAGUUCUGGGUCCAUAAUACUGGGCCAUUUGGUUGUCUCCCUAAAAAACUUGCCCUAGUAAAACAUACUUCAGAGGAUCUCGAUCCAUUUGGGUGUAUUUCAAGCUAUAAUAUUAUUGCAAAAUUGUUCAAUGGAGGCCUGGGCCAGUUAUGCCAAGAAUUAAGAUCUGAAUUAAAGGAUGCAACUAUCGUAUAUGUUGAUAUCUAUGCCAUCAAAUAUGAUCUCAUAGCCAACUCCAGCAAGUACGGUUUUUCAAAUCCAUUGAUGGCAUGUUGUGGUUCGGGGGGACCUCCAUACAACUACGACUCUAGCAUCUCAUGUGAUCGACCAGAAGCUUGCAACUACUUUGCUUGGGUGGACCUACCUCCUUAUCCACGGUACAAGACUGUAAUUUAUGAGCUAAUUCGCAAGGCGAACAACAAUCAGCAGCAAGAACUGAAGAUGCGCAAAAUGCUCAAUGUACAUCAAAUUGGAUUUUGGGUCCUGAUGAUUUGCCUUGAUGCUGGGUUCCUGGGAAGUUUCAUUGAGAUUGGGACUGUCAAAAGCAAGAAUUCAAAUUCGAAAAAGAAAUUUGCGGAAGUUGGAGAUUAUGGGAAGAGGAUACGAGCUUCGUUUUGGGAGACCUUGAAGUCAUAUGGCAGUGAACCACCAGAGAACUGGUCGCCUCCUCCACCUACAUCUGGAAAUGGGCUUUCAGUGCAUACACCACCUGACCUCCUUUUGCCCCUGGCGUCAAUCUUAUUCGGGCAUCAGGUAAUGGGGGCAAUGGUGGCAGUGGAAAAUUGA